Molecule: messenger RNA, 1157 nt
Organism: Leptonychotes weddellii (Weddell seal)
Lineage: Eukaryota; Metazoa; Chordata; Mammalia; Carnivora; Phocidae
Source: RefSeq, a predicted model, not a curated record
GUGUCAGCUGUACCCAAGGCGAUCUCAGCAGCAGCAAAUACCUGUGGUGGAUUUCCAGGCGGAACUGAGACAGGCAUUCUUAGCUGAGACACCAAGAGGUGGUUAAAGCAGUAUUGGAACAUCCAGGUAGCUGAUUUCCAAGUGAAAAAACAGGCUCCAUCUACUGUUUGAAGCUUCUGCCCCAAGCUUGCAUUGUUUAUAGGAGAACCUGCGUCAUACCUUUAUCUGUAGCCUUCCCUUAGGUCUUAAGGAUCCUGAAACCUUACUGUGGACAUUGGAUUUGGUGGAACAGCAACCAUGACUGUGGGAAAGAGCAGCAAGAUGCUGCAGCACAUCGACUAUAGAAUGAGAUGUAUCUUGCAAGAUGGCCGAAUCUUCAUUGGCACCUUUAAGGCUUUUGACAAGCAUAUGAACUUGAUCCUCUGUGAUUGUGAUGAAUUCAGAAAGAUCAAGCCAAAGAAUGCGAAGCAGCCAGAGCGUGAAGAAAAGCGGGUUUUGGGUCUGGUGUUACUACGUGGGGAGAACUUGGUUUCCAUGACUGUGGAAGGACCACCCCCCAAAGAUACUGGCAUUGCUCGGGUACCACUUGCUGGAGCUGCAGGAGGUCCUGGGGUUGGCAGGGCAGCUGGCAGAGGAGUGCCAGCUGGUGUUCCAAUUCCCCAAGCUCCUGCUGGAUUAGCAGGCCCUGUCCGAGGGGUUGGGGGGCCAUCCCAACAGGUAAUGACUCCACAGGGAAGAGGCACUGUAGCGGCUGCUGCAGUUGCUGCAACUGCCAGCAUUGCUGGAGCCCCGACUCAGUACCCACCAGGACGGGGGACCCCACCCACUCCCGUGGGCCGAGCAACACCACCUCCCGGCAUUAUGGCUCCUCCACCUGGUAUGAGACCACCCAUGGGCCCACCAAUUGGGCUUCCCCCUGCUCGAGGGACGCCAAUAGGCAUGCCCCCUCCAGGAAUGAGACCCCCUCCACCAGGAAUUAGAGGUCCACCUCCCCCAGGAAUGCGUCCACCAAGACCCUAGGAUACUGUUGAUCCUUCCUAAGUCACUUUUUUCCCUGCAAUGUGUCUUGUGAAAUUGUGUAGAGUGUUUGUGAGCUAUUGUUUCCUCCUUGCUGCAUUAAUAUUAGCUAAUAAAUGCACAGAGCAAUUAAACUGCGA